CGGUGUCGGUUCUGAAAAGGUAAAAGGUAAAUCUGACGCUUCACUUAGCGAGAUAAAAAAAUAUUGAAGAUACGCUAUGCCACUUUGAAAUCAGCAAGAGUUCAACACGUAUAUUAGUAAUUCAUAUAAACUGCAGCUGAGGAAAAGUGAGAUCUCGUCGUAUUUCCGUAGGCGCGCGGUUUCUCCGAGCGAAGGGGACUUUUACCACAGGGCGGUUGGCAAUUCUGGCUCGUCUGUUUCUACUUGGCCUACUAUCCGUAUUCCGCACGGGUUUUCGCAAUCACCGCGCGGAAUCGCGCGUAAAAACUCGCGUCUCGCGAUCGAUUAGGCUCGACAACGCGACUAAUGAACCUGGAUGCAAGGCGCUACAGUCGGCAACAGUCCAUGGCGGCAUCCCGUAAUCGUGAUCGUGUGAUUGACACCGAGGCGUCGUAGAAAAUCGGUGCGAUUGUCGUCGGAGAGGAUUAAUCGCGGCGAGUUUCUUCCACGUGAAAAAUGUCACGGUGCUAUCGACGAGGACGUCACCGCGUGUGAUUGAACGCGACAUCGUUGAAAAAUGAUCGACGAAAGAUGCAAGAAACCCAACGUACUCCCUCGACCUGAGAACUCGCGUGCAUGCGAGUAAAAUCAGUGCACGACAAGCGCGAAUGUUCGCGCGAGCAUUCCUUCUGUCAGUCGGAGUGAUUGACACACCUGAACCUUUGCCGAUGCAGAUAUUUGCAGAAGCGGUAGUAAUACCAAUACAAGAAGUAUAGAUUACAGACAUUCUGCCAAGAAGUUUUGCCAUUUUAAAUUGAAGUACACAUUCUGUUUCUAUCAUGGACGAUGAUAUGGACGAUAAAGAUGACACAAAGCGAAAAUCGCGUAAUCUCAGCGAAAAAAAACGCAGAGAUCAAUUUAACAUGCUUGUGAACGAGCUUGGGAGCAUGAUCAGUGCUAAUACACGGAAAAUGGACAAAUCUACAGUGCUGAAAUCGACGAUUCUAUUUCUAAAGAAACACAAUGAGAUAGCAGUUAGAUCGAGAGUUCAUGAGAUUCAAGAAAAUUGGAAACCGUCUUUUCUCUCCAACGAGGAGUUUACUCACCUUAUAUUGGAGGCAUUGGACGGAUUUAUAGUAGUUUUCUCCUCGAAUGGACGUAUUUAUUAUGUCUCCGAAAGUGUUACGUCUCUUCUUGGAUAUCUUCCGAACGAGUUAGAGAACACGACUAUUUAUAAUAUAACAUAUCAAGAAGAUCAGCCACACUUGUAUAAUGUCUUGUUGAAUCCUGGAAGCACGCGAGAUAAACGCGCUGUGAAAAAAGAAGACCAAAUAUCUUUCACGUGUCACAUAAAAAGGGGCGGACUCAAUUUUCAAGAAGAUUCUGUUUAUGAACUUGUACAAUUUAUCGGAUAUUUCCGGUCUGCUACGGAUAACGAUGUCGACAACCUACUGCCAAAUCAAAAAUUUAGUAACACCAACGCAUCAGACAACAAAUUAGUAUUCGUGGGUACAGGACGUCUUCAGACUCCACAACUUAUCCGGGAAUUAUCCGUGACAGACAGCACGAAGUCAGAAUUCACAUCCCGCCAUAGUCUGGAAUGGAAAUUUCUCUUUUUAGAUCACAGAGCGCCGCCCAUUAUCGGAUACUUGCCUUUUGAAGUUUUAGGCACUUCCGGUUACGAUUAUUAUCACGUGGACGAUUUAGACAAUGUCGUUACAUGCCAUGAAUCAUUGAUGCAGAAAGGCGAGGGAACAUCUUGCUACUAUAGAUUCCUUACGAAAGGUCAGCAAUGGAUUUGGUUGCAGACCAGAUUUUAUAUCACGUACAAUCAAUGGAACUCGAAACCAGAAUUUAUCGUGUGCACCCAUUACGUGGUUAGUUAUGUCGACGUAAUGAAGGAAUUGCGCGCGGAAUCGAGGGGUUACGAUAAAACGGAAAAUCAGGAUGUUUUAAUACCCGUAAAACAAGUUACAACAUCUUGUCAAACACCGUUGACGCAAUGGUCAAACAAAUCAUCGAAGACGUUAAAGUCGAUGACAAUCGCUUCCAAUCUUCAACAUUGCGGUGAUUCCAACACAUCUUCGAUAUCCGUCUCAUUACGAAGUUCCCCAUAUUCACAAACGCAUGGAUCACACUCGAACGCGGCUUCUGCAAGCAGUUCUGUAGUGUCAAAGCCGAUUACAUCGAUGGACAGCAGGCAACAGCAACAACGAACGCAACAGCAACCGCAACAGCAGCAAUCGCAACAUCAGCUGGAUGUCAAUCAAUCAUGUAUUAAUUUUGUAGAUCCCGCGCAAUAUGCAACUGUUAAUCUGCAGUCAGUAGUCACAGCGGGAUUUGCAACGCCUGCUGCCCCUAUUCUUUCAACCGUGCCUACUCACGAGAUGUUACAUCAGCAAGGCAUAGUGAUGACUCCUGCGCAGAAUCAAAUACAAGACGAAUUACAAAGGAAGCACGAAGAAUUACAACAGUUGAUCGUUCAUCAGCAGGAGGAACUAAGAAGAGUUUCAGAACAAUUGUUUAUAGCUCGAUACGGGAUUCUUACACCACUAUUAAAUGCGAGUAUAUCAUACAAUCCAUCGAAUCCGUGUCAACAAGCGAAUCGAUGCAACACUAACAAUACUAACGUACAGUUGCCCAAUUCCAAUAGCGUACAAGGCGUUAAUGUACUUCCCAUACCAAUCACCGUGCCAGUGCCUAUAGUGCCUACGGAAUUAUUUUCUCAUUCCUUGCAAAUGAGUCCAUCGCCGAACUCGACGCAUGGCAAUGUAAAUGCUAUAAUUCAAACCCAACAACAGCAACAACAGCAACCGGUACCACCACAGCAGGAAGGUAAUCCCGAUCUCGUGUCUUUUCAAAUCUGCCCGCAACAAGACGAAAUGAUCUACGCUAACAUAGAUGCGUCCUCGAAUCAGCAGUAGAGAUCAUCGUAAAAUUAAAGACUUUUUGUGACUCCAAUUGUAUCCAUCGUAAUAGGCAAGAAAUUGAUAAUUAUUUUUUUAAACUUUUCUGAUUCUACUGCAUUUACCUAUCGCAGUGGAGGAAUUGCCAAAUAAUACCUAUUGCCAUAGUUGCAAUUGUUUUUCUAUUUACAGGAAAAAUGCAUUUACGGAAAACGUGUGUUUGUGUGUGUGUCUCUCUUCACGAGUGUACAAAAAUAUUCAAAAAAUUAUUAUGGUAAUUGUGUUUGUGAUAUAUCGCAUGCACACAGAUAUUACAUAAACUGUAAUAUAAUAUACUGUAAUAUAAUUUUGACGUUUUAGCGCAAUAAUGUGCAAUUUUUAAUAUAUUGACGUAUUUAUGUUUAACUCGACAUAUAAAACUGUGCAUCAAAUGUGAAUUAAUGGAACACGAGACUACUACUUUACAAUUGUUGUAUUUUUGUUUUAUAUAAUCGUAUCUAUAUAUUUUUCUCAAUCAGUGGAAUUUUAUUCAUAAAGACUUUCAUACUUAUGAAAAGGACAAAUCGACAUCUUUCAAUUAUAAAACUACAACACGAUGUUUAUAUAAAGAAACGCUAUAUGUGCCACUCUAUAUGUGUAUUGUACAAAAUCAGAAUUUGAGGAUUUAAACACUGCAAAGUAAUCUACGAUGAGCGAGAUAAAAGAUAAUAAUUUUAUUAAUUGUGUACUUUUACCAAUUAUAAUCCUGGUAUUUUUCAAGCCUAUGAUCGUACCAAUCCUCUUCGUAUAAGUGAUGAUCUUUAAUUCUCACUUAUCUGCCGUAAAGAGAAUAUUAUUUAUGUCUAUGUAAUGUGAAGAGAGAUAUCCUAUAAACAAAAAGUUACUGUGGGAGGAAGCGCGCGAUG
Molecule: messenger RNA, 3790 nt
Organism: Formica exsecta
Lineage: Eukaryota; Metazoa; Arthropoda; Insecta; Hymenoptera; Formicidae
Gene: Clk
Product: circadian locomoter output cycles protein kaput
Exons: 12
Coding region: 819-2903 (694 amino acids)
Biological process (GO): regulation of transcription by RNA polymerase II; circadian regulation of gene expression
Cellular component (GO): cytoplasm; nucleus; CLOCK-BMAL transcription complex
Molecular function (GO): protein dimerization activity; RNA polymerase II cis-regulatory region sequence-specific DNA binding; DNA-binding transcription factor activity, RNA polymerase II-specific
Source: RefSeq, a predicted model, not a curated record